Molecule: messenger RNA, 2559 nt
Organism: Cyphellophora europaea CBS 101466
Lineage: Eukaryota; Fungi; Ascomycota; Eurotiomycetes; Chaetothyriales; Cyphellophoraceae
Exons: 1
Coding region: 1-2559 (852 amino acids)
Biological process (GO): N-glycan processing; carbohydrate metabolic process
Molecular function (GO): alpha-glucosidase activity
Source: RefSeq, a predicted model, not a curated record
AUGGCUCCCUCUUCCUCCCCCAUCGAACCCAAUCCCAACGCCCACCCCUCCAACAUCAUCACCGCCCCGGGCCAAAACUACCGCUUCACCCUCCUGACCCCGCAGCUCCUGCGCUUCGAAUGGUCGCCCUCGGGCGCAUUCGAAGACCGCGCCUCCACCUUUGCGCUGCACCGCGGCGCCUUCGCGCCCGUGGCCCACCGCAUCAAGGACAACGCGCCCGGCGCCCCCGGUGGCACGGGCCAAGGCGGCUUCGAGAUCCUUACGGAGUUUAUGCACGUCGACUAUGACGGCAAGGAGUUCUCGCCUUCGGGGCUGGUGGUGGAUGUCAAGGGCCGCACGACCCUCUGGGGCACGCAGUGGCGGUAUGGCUCCGAGGAGAAGGUGGGCGCGGGCCGCAAGGGGAAUCUGGGCGGCACGGCGAGGACGCUCGAUGAGGUGGAUGGCCGCUGUGAUGUCGAUGUCGGGGUGUGCUCGCGGCUGGGCUUUGCGGUCAUUGACGACUCUGGCACGAUGCUGUUCGACCCGGCGUCGGAUUGGGUGGCGGGCCGGCCGGGUAGAGAGGCCGGGUACGUCGAUGGGUACCUGUUCGCGUACGGGCGCGACUACCGCGCCGCCGUCCGGGACUUCUACCGCCUCUCGGGCCCGCAGCCCGUGGUGCCGCGCUGGGCCCUGGGGAACUGGUGGUCGCGCUACUACCGCUACUCGGACACGGAAUACCUGGCCCUGAUGGACGCGUUCGCCGCGCGUAACAUCCCGCUGAGUGUCGCCGUCAUCGACAUGGACUGGCACUACACCUACGACGAGCGCGUCCCGCACGCCGGCUGGACCGGCUACACGUGGGACCACAGCAUCUUCCCGGACCCGGCCGGGUUUGGGAAAGAGAUCCACAAGCGCAAGCUCAAGAUGAGCCUCAACGACCAUCCGCACUCGGGCGUGCACCACCACGAGGAGAGCUACGAGGCCAUGGCCAAAGUGCUGGGCCAUGACACCUCGGAGAAGAACCCCAUCCUGUUUGAUCCCACGAGCAAAAAGUUCAUGGACGCCUUCAACGGCGUGCUGCACCGUGAGCUCGAGCGCAAGGGCUGCGACUUCUGGUGGAUCGACUGGCAGCAGGGGCGCUUCAGUCGCGUCCCCGGCAUCGAUCCCCUCUGGGUGCUCAACCACUUCUGCUUCGAGGACAACCGCAACGUCGCUUCGGCUUCCGACUCCGCCUCGAAAGAAGGCCAGCAGCAGCAACCCAUGAUCUUCAGCCGCUACGGCGGGCCGGGCAGCCACCGCUACCCCGUCGGCUUCUCUGGCGACACAGUCACGACAUGGGCAUCCCUGCAAUUCCAGCCCGAAUUCACCGCCACGGCCUCCAACAUCGGCUACGGCUGGUGGUCGCACGACAUCGGGGGGCACAUGUUCGGCGUGCGCGACGACGAGCUCGUCACGCGCUGGGUCCAGCUCGGCGUCUUGUCUCCGAUCAUGCGCCUGCACAGCACGAAUUCCCGCUGGAUGGGCAAAGAGCCCUGGCGCUACCGGCCCGAGAGCGAGAAGGCUGUGGAGGCUUGGAUGCGCUGGCGACAUCGCCUGCUGCCGUACCUGUAUAGCUUGGACGUCAGGGCCGCGAGGCCCGGUGGUGAGGGGAUGCCGUUGGUGCAGCCGCUCUACUGGCAUUUCGCCGAGCUGGACGAGGCGUAUGCCGUGCCGAAUGAGUAUUUCUUCGGGUCGGAGUUGCUGGUGGCGCCGAUUGUGACGCCGCGUGACGGCCGGACCGGUUUGGCGAGCGUGAAGGCUUGGCUGCCGCCGAGGAUGGGCCGCUUCGUCGACAUCUUCACGGGUGUCAUCUACGAUGGGGAUCGUGAGUUGACGCUGUACCGUGGGCUGGGGGAGGUGCCGGUGCUGGCGCACGAGGGGAGUGUGGUGCCGUUGGAUGGGGAGAGGGUGCCGGGAAAUGGAGCGGAGAAUCCACAGAGGUUUGAGGUCUUGGUGGUCGUGGGGAGGGAUGGCGAGUUUGAGCUCGUCGAGGAUCAGGGUGAUGAUGGUGAGGGGCUUAAGAAGGAAGCUGAAGAGAAGAGGGGGGAGGAGGGGGCAGUUGAGAGGAAGAGCUUCGUGUCCUGGAAGCAGCAAGAUGGCAAAUUGACGGCAAACGUGGCCGGCAGAACCUGGAGCUUCCGCUUCCUCGGCGUGACGGAGGUCCCAUCAGGAUUGAAGAUCCUGGUCGACGGCAAGGAUGUCACAUCGGACGCCAACGUGGCCGUGCAAGCGUACCCCGAAGCGCCCGGUCUCCUGAUCGAGUGUUCCCCUGGCUUAGGCUUCGCGAAGUACGACAUCGCGGUGGAAUUCGGCGUCGCCGACCCGCAGUUGAGUGUCCGCGAUCAUCGGCAGAAGGUGGAGGAGAUGCUGCUCUCGUACCAGGUCGAGUUUGCGCUCAAGGACAAGAUCUGGAAGAUUGUCGAGGGCAAGACGCCGGGGAAUGUCAAGGUGGGACAGGUGUUGGCGCUGGGGUUGGAUGAGGUACUCGCGGGGCCGGUGGUGGAGUUGUUGGUAAGUGAUAUUCGGGGGUGGGGUGCGUAG